This is a messenger RNA of Mollisia scopiformis, 1323 nucleotides long. RefSeq lists its product as uncharacterized. Gene Ontology annotation, molecular function: nucleobase transmembrane transporter activity. NCBI's taxonomy places the organism in Eukaryota, Fungi, Ascomycota, Leotiomycetes, Helotiales, Mollisiaceae. The record is from RefSeq and is a predicted model, not a curated record. The transcript has 8 exons. Gene Ontology annotation, cellular component: plasma membrane. Bases 1 to 1323 code for a protein of 440 amino acids. Gene Ontology annotation, biological process: transmembrane transport; nucleobase transport.
AUGGUUUCACUUACCUGGAGAGGCCAUAGGGCUCAUGUACCAAAGACCUUCACUUCUUGGGAAGUGAAAGAAGACGGCCAAGAUGACAAGAGCUUCAAUAGAUGGACGAAUCGACACAUCAUUCCUGCACCACCAGAAGAGCGACGCUACACUGCGAAGGGGUACUUUGGUUUCUGGAUUGCUGCUGCUGUCAAUCCCUCGGCAUGGUCAUUAGGAUCUAGUAAUCUAGCAAAUGGAUUGACAGCAGGUGAGGCGAUUGGGAUGGUGUUCGUGGGAUCGUUCAUCGCUGGUCUCAUUGCCUUUGUUUGUGGAGAGCCAGGCGUGCAAUAUCAUCUUGGCUUCCCGAUGAUGAGUAGAGCAGCCUUUGGCAUGUACGGAUCCUACUUUGUAGUCAUGCUAAAAUGUUUCGUGAACUUCAUCUAUUUCGGUAUUCAAGCUUACUGGGGAGGCCUUGCGGUCAAGGUCGUGCUUUCGAGCAUAUUCCCCUCCUUCCAACAUAUGGCGAAUACUCUUCUCGAGUCAGCAGCCAUCACCACGAACGAGUUGAUUGGAUUCGUCAUCUACAUCAUCAUUUUCACACCAUUGAUGUUGGCAGUCAGCUCUGUGGCCGGAGCUUGGACUGGAAGCAGUAUCCGCCAAGCAGAUUGGACACGAUACUCUCACACCAAACGGGCUCCGGUACUCAAUCAACUGAUCACAGUCCCUCUUUCUAUCACGAUCACAGCUAUGCUCGGGGUCUUCGCAACGAGUGCAGUGAAGAACAUGUACGGAAAGGAAAUUUGGCAACCUAUCCAACUCCUCGAGUUUCUGUUGACGGAUAAUUACAAUGCGGCAACAAGAGCUGGAUGUUUCUUUGCUGGAAUGGGAUUUUUCUGGAGUCAAAUCUCUGUCAACCUUGUUCAAAAUUCCGUAGCAGCUGGUAUGGACCUUGCUUCGAUCGCUCCUCGAUGGAUUGAUGUCAAACGAGGAAGCUUGAUCAUGUGUGUCGUUGGAUACAUCAUUAACCCGUGGCGAUUUGUCAACUCGCCAGGCACCUUCAUCACCGUCUUGAACUCCUUCGGAAUGUUCAUCUCACCGCUUGCUGCUAUCAACGCGGUUGAUUUUUGGAUAAUCAGAAGAAGAAAUUGGAAAGUCCCCGAUCUCUAUGUUGGAAAUUCGACGUCGAUAUAUUGGUACCAAUUCGGCUUGCAUUGGCGAGCUUUUGCAGCUUGGACGUUGGGAAUUUGGCCUUCUUUUCCCGGCUUUGUCGAUGCAACUGGUGGUGCUACACUGGCUCCUGCGUGGUUGAAAUGUUUCAAGCAGCUUGGUUCAUCGGAUUUCUAG